Messenger RNA from Asterias rubens (European starfish), 2073 nucleotides. RefSeq names its product squamous cell carcinoma antigen recognized by T-cells 3-like. Gene Ontology annotation, molecular function: protein binding. The transcript is spliced from 14 exons. The coding region runs from base 321 to 1265 and encodes 314 amino acids. The record is from RefSeq and is a predicted model, not a curated record. Lineage: Eukaryota; Metazoa; Echinodermata; Asteroidea; Forcipulatida; Asteriidae. Gene Ontology annotation, biological process: RNA processing.
GCGGCGGAAAGCGGCAGCAGUUGUUCGGAUUCAUCCGACUGGUCUAGCUGUCUAGUGGCAGCAGUGAUGAUGAAGCGGAUUGUAGGCUCUCCCAACUGGUUAAUGAGAAGGGCAAAGAGAGUGAGGAUAGUGAUUCCACGUCUCUUGAUCACACAGAGGCAGAGCUGGACAUUUUUGCCGAUGAUGGUUUUGAGAUAAGUAAAGAUGUCAACGAUUAUGAUGCCCAUAUUCAGCUAAUCAAUGCAGCCAAGGGGCUGAGUGAUUCUCCUCAAAGUCAAAUCUUUGACAGUCACAGAUUAAAAGGUUUAGCUCGAAAGAGAAUGAGCAAGUAUUUUCCAUUAACUCCAGAGCUUUGGUUAGAAUGGAUACAAGAUGAGAUUGAUCUUCAGCAUUUGGAGAAAUCUAAGAUCAAUAAACUCUUCCAAAAAGCAGUUGGAGACUACACCUCACCAGAGCUGUGGGAGAAGUAUUGUAGUUUCUGCUUGGAAACUAUGAAUACAAACUACAGCAUAAGUGAAGUGCGUAGUAUCUUUGAGCAAGCUCUGACUGCAGUAAGGCUACAUGUCAGCAAGGCUGACAUUAUUUGGAAGUUAUACAGAGACUUUGAAAACAGCCUCAGAGAAAGUGCACAGAAUGAGUGUGAGAAGGACCAACAAACAGCUAGGCUGGAACGACUUUUCAAACGUCAGCUAUCAGUGCCACUCAUGAACAUAAGGGAUACAUGGAGUGAGUACGAGUCCAUGUUGGGAAAACCUCCAACACAGAUUUCUAAAGGAAUCUUAGCUCAACUUGAUAAGUACAGACCGUAUGAGCAGAAACUGUUGAAGACAACUCCUCCAAGUUCUGAAGACUACAGAGCCUACCUAGAUUACGAGAAGGCAUCUAAGGGUCACCCUGCUCGUGUACAAUGCUUGUAUGAGAGAGCCGUACUAGAUCACUGUCUGCAAGAACAACUUUGGCUAGACUACACUGACUAUGUUGAGACUAAGCUGAAGAUUAAGGACAUAGUGCUAUCAGUGUAUGACAGAUCAGUCAGGAACUGCCCUUGGUCUGGACGACUAUGGUGUAACUAUUUGAUUGCCAAGGAAAAGUUCAGAGAGUCACUCAAUGUCAUUAAAGGCAAGUAUGAGGAGAUACUAUCGUCUGGUGUCCUACCUACAGCUGCAGUUUAUCUUGCUAUAUGGCAGUCAUACAUUGAUUACAUGAGGGGACAUAUACCAGAGCUUGAUCCUAGAACAUUGAUUUCAGAUGAAAAAUUAGAGUAGAGAGAAACUGUGUUUAGAGCAGUGCAGUUUAUAACGUCUGUCAUCAGCAGAGAAGGCCUUAGAAAUGGACAAUUGUAAACUUAAAGGCAGACCAAUGUAUGUUGAUUGGUCGGAGGAUAGGACCAAAACUACUACCAUGACUACUAGCGCCAAUUCAAGUAUGAUGCAAAGUUGGAGAAAAGUAAGCUAUUUGUGUCAGGGUUGCCACGAUCUGCUACCAAUCAGACGUUAUUAGAAAUCUUCAAAAAGUAUGGACCAGUGAAGGAAGUCAGGGUUGUAACCCAUCGAAGCAGCAUCUCUAAAGGUCUUGCAUUUGUGCAAUUUGAAAAAGAGAGUGAUGCAUCACGAGCUGUCUUUGGUGAGGAUAACACCAUUCAAGAUGGGCAUACCAUCAAUGUUGCAAUCAGUAAUCCACCCAAGAGAAACCCAAAGAAGGAAUUGCUAACCAAUCCAUCACAAAGCAAGACGGGUCAUACUGAGUCGAUGCAAGACAAUAAAAAGGCUGCCCAAGAUAAACUGCAAAAGGAGUCAUUGAAUCCUGAACUAACACAAAAUGAGACUUCUGACAAAAUGCAAGAUAAGACAUCCAUUCCUAAAGCAACGGAAGACAAAGCAUGCACAACCUGCUGGAUCAACUCAAGAUAUUGAUCCGAGUAGAACCCUGGAGACAAAGAAGAGUUAUCCCAAAUCCUGUAUGACACCUUUUUGGUUGUGGAGUUUACAAUCUUUUCUGAAAUUUGUAAACAAAUAAGGGAAUCAAUGUGUGGUGAAAAGGUUUUCAACUAGUGGUUUAAUCCAAACGAGGUUC